This is a messenger RNA of Lycium ferocissimum, 1683 nucleotides long. Its product is annotated as mannan endo-1,4-beta-mannosidase 7-like. NCBI's taxonomy places the organism in Eukaryota, Viridiplantae, Streptophyta, Magnoliopsida, Solanales, Solanaceae. The transcript has 5 exons. Gene Ontology annotation, molecular function: hydrolase activity, hydrolyzing O-glycosyl compounds. The record is from RefSeq and is a predicted model, not a curated record. The coding region runs from base 237 to 1496 and encodes 419 amino acids.
AAAAAAAGUGACAAAUUGUCAAAUGGUCAAGGAUCCGCAUGAAUUGGAAUAGUAUAUAUAAGCAGUUUUCCCGAAUUAAAACUUUUAUGGAACUUUUCUCUGUUUAAAACUCGAUCUUAAGUGCUUUCCUUGUGCCAGUAGAGAGAGAGAGAGAAAAAAGAGAGGCCUUAAGUUACAGACACAAUCUUUAAUUCCUUAAUUUAGGAUUAAUUAUUUUAGAAGAAGGAAUCAAGAAGAUGAAGCUAUGGUUUUAUUUUAUCUAUUUCCUCUACUUAUUUCUAUAUGUUAGAGCAGAUGUGAUUAGUGAUGGAUUUAUCAAAACAAAAGGGGUGCAUUUUAUGCUAAAUGGUAGCCCAUUUUAUGCAAAUGGAUUUAAUGCUUAUUGGCUAAUGUAUAUUGGCUCUGGCCAAUCACAGAGAGACAAAGUUUCAUCUGCUCUUCAAGAUGCUGCAAGGCAUGGCCUCACUGUUGGAAGAACAUGGGCUUUUAGUGAUGGUGGAUAUUCACCUCUUCAGUACCAUCCUGGAUCCUACAAUGAAAACAUGUUUCAGGGUUUGGAUUUUGCCAUAUCUGAAGCUGAGAAAAAUGGGAUUAAGUUAAUCUUGAGCUUGGUUAACAACUAUAAUGACUUUGGAGGAAAGAAACAAUAUGUGGACUGGGCAAACACUCAGGGUCAGUCCUUAACAUCAGAGGAUGAUUUCUUCAAAAAUGCUGCUGUCAAAAGCUACUUCAAGAAUCAUAUUAAGGCAGUUCUAACAAGACGCAACAGCAUAAGUGGAGUUGAAUACAAGGAUGAUCCCACCAUAAUGGCUUGGGAGCUUAUGAAUGAGCCCCGAUGUCAAUCAGAUCCAUCAGGAAGCACUAUGCAGGCUUGGAUAACAGAAAUGGCUUCAUACGUCAAAUCCAUAGACAAUAAUCACCUAGUAGAAGCUGGACUAGAAGGAUUUUAUGGACAUUCAGAUGCUCAAAAGCAGCAAUUUAAUCCAAACUUUCAAGUUGGAACAGACUUCAUUGCAAAUAAUCAAAUUCCAGAGAUUGAUUUUGCAACUGUUCACUCAUACCCUGAUCAAUGGUUAACAGGUGCAGAUGACGAAGCCCAACUUAAUUUCCUUAACGAUUGGCUCAGAGUUCACAUUGAAGAUGCUCAAUCAAUUCUCAAAAAACCACUUAUAUUUGCUGAGUUUGGUAAAACAUACAAAACCCCUGGUUUUACACCAGAACAGAGAGACUUAGUCUUCAACACUGUUUAUUCCUACAUAUUUCGGUCAGCUAGAAGUGGAGGCGCGGCGGCAGGUGGAUUGUUCUGGCAACUUAUGGCUGAGGGAAUGGAUUCAUAUAGAGAUGGAUAUGAGAUUAUUUUUAGUGAGAGUCCCAAUGUUUCUGAUAUAAUCUUCCAGCAGUCCAAAAGGCUUAACAAGAUCAGAAAGAUGUAUGCAAGGCUGAGAAAUAUAGAGAAGUGGAAGAGAGCAAGGGACAAGAUUGAUCAUGGAAAUUGAAGAGAAGUAAUUGAUCUUAUCAAAAUGCUAACACUGAGGAAGAUUGGAGGGACUCUGAGAUUCUCCUAGAGAUGGAUAUCCAAGAAAUAGGUUUAUAGAGUUAAGUUAAUAGUUAAAAAUAGUUGGGUCAUGUUUUUGUAACAAACUGUUCGACAUGUUAUAUGUAAGAGAAAGUAUUCUAGUUCUU